UGUUGCUGCUGCUGCUGCUGCUGCUGCUGCUGCUGCAUCCUGAUCUCCAGGUUGCCGAGUCGGUCGCUUUGCUCUUUUAGGAGUACCGACAUUUGCAGCAGUAGCUGGACUGGGUUGAGGGGGGGAGGUGGGCCUCCCAGCCCGGCUGGCGCGGCUCCGCCCGCGUUCUGGUCGCCUCCUGCUGCCGGGGGCGCGUUGUUGUUUCCCGCCGCCGCCUGUUGGUUUCCCACCGCCGCUGCUGGCUGGUCUCCCGCUGCUCCUGCCUGUCCGCCACCGUGGGGAGCUGCCGCUGCUGCUGCUCCUCCGCCGCCGCUGCUCUGUUGUUGGUUAGCUGCGGGCGGUGGUCCGGGCGGCGGUGGUGGCGGUGGAGGUGGCGCUGGCUGCGCUGGUUGCGGCUGCUGGGGGGGACCCUGACCCUGCUGCUGCGGGUUGUUGCCGUUGUUCAUCACUCCGGCCUGUCUAGGACAGGAUCAAAAUUCGAUCAAGUCCCAAACGAAAACUCUUUUCUCUCGCUGCUGCUUUGCUGCACUGCCUUUGCGGGCGAUGCAACGUUUUUCCCUUCGAGAGAUCUUUAUCAACCUCCGGCUCAACCUCCCGGAGUGCGUCGCUCUCAUCGCGACUCAGGACACCGGCCGGAAGAUGCUCGGGCACCGACAGGUGGAGGGGACCUUUCCGGAUGGCACCAAGCUUGUCACCAUCCACGUCCCCAUCUGCAAGGAGGACGGUGACCUCGCACUCGCCCUCCAGGGAUCAUUCUUGCCAGUACCGGACCUCUCCGUCUUCGGAGAUUCCGAAGGGGAGACCAUUAGCCUGGGCGAGGUGCUCACUCCAGAAGGCGAGCAGCUCGAGAUUAACAAGGGCAGGCCCACGCUCUCCCUCAGCGUCACGAACAUGGGCGAUCGUCCCAUUCAGGUCGGGUCGCACUUCCACUUCGUGGAGACGAACAAGGAGCUGCGCUUCGACCGCCGCCGCGCCUACGGCAAACGCCUCCACGUCCUCGCCGGCACGGCCGUCCGGUUCGAGCCUGGAGACACGAAGACCGUCACCCUUGUGGACAUCGCUGGGAAUCGCGUCAUCAGGGGGGGCAACGGUAAAAAAGCUGUCUUGUUCUUGUGGGUUUUGUUUCAAGACCAGAGGGUCGAAUCAUACCGAUACCUAAUGUUUGGUAUCGAUUUAGAGGUGCGGGUGGAGUCGGACUACACCGUGUACGGUGAUGAGUGCAAGUUCGGGGGCGGCAAGGUGCUGAGGGAGGGGAUGGGGCAGGCCACCGGCGUGGGGGCCGCGGAAGCCCUGGAGACCGUCAUCACCAACGCUCUCGUACUGGACUACACAGGCAUCUUCAAGGCAGACGUGGGCAUGAAGGGUGGGCUCAUCUCCGGCCUGGGCAAGGCCGGCAACCCCGACGUCAUGGAGGGAGUUACCCCCGGCAUGACAGUUGGGGUGAACACCGAGGUUAUUGCCGGAGAAGGCUUGAUCAUUACCGCCGGAGGGAUGGACGCCCACGUUCACUUCAUCUGCCCUCAGAUCUGCGACGAGGUGGGUGUCCCGAUGUUAUCGUUGCUGUUAGUGCUGGCGGACAUUCGUAGCGCGUGGUGA
Molecule: messenger RNA, 1596 nt
Organism: Ectocarpus sp. CCAP 1310/34
Lineage: Eukaryota; Phaeophyceae; Ectocarpales; Ectocarpaceae
Source: the annotation of a GenBank genome assembly